GUGAACACACACAAGACUAUGGGGGAUAGGAUGUCUUCAUAUUGAUGGGUAUAAAAGUACCACUGGAAGUUUAAAAUAACUAAGCAAGUGUCAUUUUAACAGCGAAGAUGCCAAGGCGCCACACGCGAUUAAAUCUCCCUCCCUUAUUCUCCAUUUCCAAAAGUAAUGACUUGCCCAAACAGGAUCCUACUAUUUCUGCCACAUUUCUGAGACUCUCACGAAUCCACGCCAGACUUCACAACAAAGAGCAGAGCUGCCCUCAGGACAGCAACCAAGCUGAUCCUCAACGCAUCCCAUCAAGUGUCUUGUUGCAGCUGGAUAGAAAGGAAAGCAUAGAGGGAGAAGAUGAAAACAUUUGGAAAACAAAAUUCAGCAAAAAAGUCAGGACAAAAGAUAGAGAUUCAACAGAAGCCAGUGGUCCAGAUGAUACACUUCAAGUAACCCAAUUGCCAAUUUUGGCAAGAAAAUCAAUAAUAACUGAAUGUCGAAAUGAGUUUCGGAAAGAGUUGAAGAGAAAUACAGAAUGUACACCACUGUCAACAGUGAUUGUAAGGUGGUCUAUAAGGAAAGACAUGCCUGAUACGUUGUACAGAUGGUUCAUCCUCCAAGACCUGUGCAAAUAUGGUCCCAUUGAGUCAGUAAUCUUUUCUGGACAUAGAUGUGCCCAAGUUGUGUUCAGUGAUAUACUGUCAGCGUGCAAAGCAAUUAACACCCAUUCAGUUAGAGUUGCAGAACAGCGUUAUCAUUGUUUUUGGCAUUAUCCAUUUAUGAAGCAAAAUUACAGAUUUUAAAUGUAGAAGAGUGACAUAGUAUUAACAAAUCAUCUAACUUUCACACGUUCUGAUAGUGUAUCAGAUUUCAAUUCAUUCCCUCCUAGCCAUCCAUAAUUUUCCAAAUUAAUAAUCACACAUAAGACUGAAUAUUUAAAGUUAUACAUUUCUGAAAACAAUUAGAAAAAACGUCUAGCAGUAUGGCUGACCAAUUAAUAAUUACCUUGCAAUGAAAUAUGGACAAAAAAGCUAACAAUCUAAAAGAUUAAUAACAGAAAUAUUCUGCAAUCAAAACUAGUAUUUAGGUUUCUGGACGUCAAUUACUGAACAGUGGGGAAAUAAAAUCACAAUUUUGACUUCUUUGUAAAGAAGCCCAUUAUGGCGUUCAUGCAUUCUUCAGAUAACCAUCUUUCCACCAGUCGCUCACAUUCUUGGGCAUUGACAGCAUGCAGCUUUUCCUUUUCAACACCUCUUAUUAGCUGCUUUGAAAAAGCCAGAGACUGAAAGUAACAUGAAUAACAACAUUAAAUCCUUAAAAAUUAGGCAAUGAUGUGCUAUUAGAACCAAAACUAAUAACAAAAACAUCAUUUGAUUAGUUGGAUCCUUCCUAAACAAAUUUAGUUACGAAGAUAUCUCGCAACGAAAAACCAAGUAAAUGACAGUAAAAGCAGUAUAAAUAUAUAAAUGCUUCAAGUAAACAAUGUGGGAGAAGUACAAACAUUGCAGUUUAAAAAUAUAUUCAAAACAUAACAAUGACACUGGAUACUGCCCAAAACACAUUACAAGGUUAGUGAAUGAUUGCAUUAUCUCGGAUAAAUUAGCACAUCAGCAUAAUCAACCAUAAUUUGCUUUAAUUUUAUGCUUGGAGUAGCUAAUAAUGAAUGUAAAGUGAAACAAUAUUUUCAAUUUUUGGAUCAUUAUACUUGAAAUAAAGAACAAUCAGUAGACAGCAAAGUAACCUUUCUAUAACAGUUUCAAUUAAAAUACUUCCUCAGAAAAGAAAAAAGAAUUGCUGAAUGCUUGUUAAGUAAUCUCCGUCUCCAGAGUUACCCAGUCUUAUUAUCCAAGCAAAUAUGAUACUCCAUAAGUAAAAAAAAAGCUAAAUUCUGUUUGCAAGGUUGUUGAACAAGAUAAAGACCAUGUGGGUUGGGGUAACGUAUUAACAUUGAUGGAGGAUGGUUAAGAGAUAGCAGAAAUAAGGGCUCUCUUCCAGACUGCUGUUAUUACUUGGUGUCAACAAGGAUCGUUGCUGGGUCUCAGCUACUUACAACCUAUAAUAAUGACUUAUGUAAUUCACUAGCUACUAAUUUCAUCCUUAACUUUGGCAACUGUCUGAGACUAAAUCAGAUAGUGCAUACCUUGUUAACAUACUUGACCCUGAAAUGAGCUUCAAACCAAUGUUUUCAGCAGCAUUAAGACGGUCUAAUUCCAGCACCACCUGAUUCCAUCCAUGCCUCAACUCAUCUACAUGGAAACACCUUACUUGUGCACUUAUUGCUUCUAUACUUGACUACUCCAACACUAUUCCCAGCUGUUCUCCUACAUUUUAUCUUUUGUAGACUUCCUAACUUGAUUUCAAAAUUCUUGUCUGUUUCAAACCCUCCAUUGGCCUUGUCCUCUCCCUACAUCUGUAAAAUAAAGCAGGCAAUAAAUGCUGGCCAGUCACUAGUGGAUAAAAAAGAAAUCCUUCAACCCAUUAUCUUCCAGGAUAACUGCAUUUAUUAAAUUGUGACAUCUUGAGCAUCCUUAGUGUUAAUUACUCUACCAUUGACUUAGUUGCCUAGGCCCGAAGCUCAAUUCCCCUCCGACAUUUCUCUGCAUGUAUCUUCCUUGCUUUCUUCUACUGAAGCAUUCCAAUGCAAUCUAGCCCCUAGUAGGCCAUGAGACCUAUUCCCAAGAUCUAUUGGCCAACCAGAGGCCAGCAGUUCUCCAUUCCUGUACAUGCCAUUGACCACAGUGGCCCCUGUCUUCUUUCAGCAGGGAUCGUCAGUAGAUCCCUGCAGACAGCUGAGUGGAGUGGGAUGGGAUCUGUUGGCUGAGGUUGCAGGGGUUUCAGCCUACAUUCAUUCCUGAAGCUGGGUCCCUCGAUUGAGCGCUGAGUGCCCAUCAACAAGAGACCCCUGGGUAGGCCACUAGCAAAUACAGUUGGGGUUGUUUGACAACUUUUGGGACGAAUGAAAGACCCAAAUAAGUCCUGUUAACUGACUGAGCCACCAUUAAAUCUAGACAGCUUAGGGGUACUUGGCUCUUUAUGGCUCAUUAAUUAUCAUAAUUGACAUUUUGUUGCUGGGUCCUCCCCCUUUUUAAUUCCCAUCACUAGGAAACAAAUGUACAUAUCUGUGCCUGAUUCUCUCGGCCUUCUCACUGUCAAGUGAGAUCAAAGAUCCAGUAGGUUCUAUUAAUUCCACCCACUAUUUCCUUAUGUGGUUACUCUGUUGAGCUUGAGAGGCAGUAGGAACCACAGAUGCUGGAGAAUCUGAGAUAACAUAGUGUAGAGCUGGAUGAACACAGCAGGUAAGGCAGCAUCAGAGGAGCAGGAAAGCCGUCGUUUCAGACCUAGAACCAUCUUGUCAAAAGUCAACUGGAAAGUACAUCAACUUGCAUCAUGAAGGUGAACCAUUAAUUACCAUUUUCAAAGCCCCAAUUGGGAUACUUUUCCAUCCUGAAUGGCAAUUUGCUGCGGACAAAUGCCCCUUGCUCAUUGUUCCUCAGCCUGGACAGGCAGGUAUAUCAAUGGCUGCAGCCUUCAUGCCAAUCCUAGAGGCUGUUGAUGACACAGCAUCCAUAAUCCAAUGGUGCAGCCUUGGACAGGAAUUCUAAAACGGAGAUUUUCCCUCUGUUCUGAGGGAUCUAACUGCUUUCUGUCCCCUUAAUAUUUUCUUUGCAUCCUGUCCCCCAAAAGAUAUCUCCAUAUUGAGUUGAUUUUGCGGUCUUUGAUUUGUUUCAGCAGUGCCCAACUUUCCCAGUGGAAGCACAGGAGACUCAAGAACUGCCAGUGUUCUGAUGGAAUGGUAGCUCUGAGAGCCUGUUUUUUGCCCACAAUUGGGCAAUUAGUAUGGUAGUGACUAAUUAGGAGGCAAACAUCAGAAGAGGGUGCCACCAGUCCCAACACCAGAUAAAAGAAUUUGCAAAGGGCUAUCCUAUAGGCUUAGUGUGUGAGCAUGACAGUAGUCUGUAUAGUUUGAGGAAAUAUGAGGGUAUUCACUUUGGCAGGGAGAAUAGAAAAUAGAAUAUUUUCAACAUGUUGAGCAACUAUUAUAUGUUGAUACUAACAGGGAUUUGGGCAACUUUACACAACAGCUACAGAAGGUUUACAUGCAAGCAUGCUAAGCAAUUAGGAAGGAAAAUGUCACACUGACCUUCAGUGCAAGGUGGUUGAAGUGCAAAUAUAAGGAAGUUUUACUUUAAUUGUACAGGGCUUGGUGAGAUUUAUGCAGUUUCAGUUAACUGUGACAAGCCAAAUCUAUAUAGGGCCUUUAAGCUCUCAAAGUAUUUUGUAGGCGUAUUAUAAAAAAACAUUACAUUGAGGCACAUUGUGUUAUAGAAUUGCACAACAUGGAAACAGACCUUUCGGUUCAACUCAUCUAUGCUGACAAGAUAACCUAAAUUAAUCUAGUCCCAUUUACCAGCAUUUGGCCCAUAUCCCUCUAAACCCUUCCUAUUCAGACAUCCAUCCAAAUGUCUUUUAAAUAUUGUAAUUAUACCAGUCUUCACUACUUCAUCUGGCAGCUCAUUGCAUACAAGCACCACCCUCUGCAUGAAAAAGUUGUCCCUUAGAUCCCUUUUAAAUCUUUCCCCACUCACCUUAAAUCUAGCCCUCUAGUUUUGAACUCCACUACCCUAGGAAAAAGACUUUGGCUAUUCAUCCUUUCCAUGCUCCUCAUUAUUUUAUAAACCUCUAUAAGGUCAUCCCUCAACCUCCCAUACUCCAGGGGGAAGAGCCCCAGCCUAUUCAGUCUCUCUUUAUAGCCCAAAUCCUACAAUCCUGGCAACACCCUUGCAAAUCUUUUCUGUACCCUUUUAAGUUUAACAAUAUCUUUCCUAUAGCAGGGAGAUCAGAAUUGAAUGUAGCAUUCUGAAUGUGGCCUAACCAAUGUCCUGCACAGCUGCAACCAGACAUCCCAUUUCUUAUACUCAAUGCACUGACCAAUAAAGGCAAUGUACCAAACGUCUUCUUCACCACCCUGUCUACAUUUGACUCCACUUUCAAGGAACAAUGAGCCUGCACUCCAAGGUCACUUUGUUCGGCAACCCUCCCGAGGGCCUACUGUUAUGUUGCUAGAUGUCCAAAAGCUUGGGCAAAGAGAUACAUUUUAACAGUGUCUUAAAGGAGGAAAGUAAGGUCUAGAAAAUGUAUGGAUCAUAUUCCAGAGCUUAGGGUUCAGGCAGCUGAAGGCAUGGCCGCCAAUGAUGCAGUGAUUAAAAUUGAAGAUGCUUGAGAUCAGAGAAUUAAAGGAGUACAUAUAUCUCGGAGUUGUGUGGCUGGAAGAACUGAGAAAGGUAGGGAGGAGAGAAAUGAUUCAGGAGUAUAAAACGUAGGUUCACCUGGUUAAUACCUGGAAUAAGAGAAUUGUCGUGUGAGAAAAAGUCACUUAGGAUGUGUCUAUACUCUCUGGAAUCUAGCAGAAUUAAGAGGGAUAAUAAGGUAAGAUUCUCAAUGGAAGCAGAAAGUGCUGGAGAAACUAGGCAGGUCUGCCAACAUCUGCAGAGAAAAAUAUGGAUUAUCUCAAGUUCAGAGGAGGUCAAUGGACUUGAAGCAUUAGCUCUUUUUUCUUUCUACAGAUGAUACCAGACAUGCUGACUUUCUCUAGCACUUUCUAGUUUUGUUUCACAUUUCCAGUAACUGCAGUUCUUUGUUUUUAUACCAAGGUUCUAAGUGGGUUUAAUAGGGUAGAUGAUAAGAGACAGUUUCCCUUACAAAAUAGUCAGAGUCCACAUGGACUGAGUUCAGCAGAAAUUACUUUACUGAAAGGGGUGUGAAUCUUUGGAAGUCUGUAUUCUAGAAUGAGGUGGAUGAUCAGUCUUUUUAAAUAUAUUUGAGACUGAGAUCUAUACCAGUUUAGACUUGAACAGGAUCAAUAUGGAAUUCGGUGGGAAAGUACUGGUUGAGUAUCAGCCAUAUUCCAUUAUGGAGCAGGUUUGAAACUGAAUGGUGUCUCCUGCUGUUUAUAUCUUAUUUUACUCAGGUUAUUGCCAAGAACCAUAGAAGGGGACAUAAUUAUUAUAGAACAAAAUCAUGGCGCACAAUAUUUUUGUUUGAAUAUUGUUAAGCCUACACACGUUAAUGAUGUGUUCAAUACACAAUUGAAAAUUGAUUAUUAUAAUUGUUGCAUAUAUGCUUUAAGCACCAAAACAUUUCCUUUUUAAGCCAGUCUCCUGAAAAAAAAACUGAAUACUCCUUAAGGAAUAGUAUUCUCCUCUCCAUAUGUUUCUACCUUGUUUUCUUCCUUCACUAAUAUCUCAUGUUCUUCACUUACAUUUUUUGGUCCCUGUUUCACCUUUGCCUUAUUCCUUGCCUAUUCUCACAUUUCUCUCCUGUUCACACCACUUCUCAUGCCCUUGUGUUCUCUCCAUUGUUUCCGGAGUCCUUCAGUCUCAUCUUUACUCUUGUUCCUCUUUCUCCAUCUUCCACUCUUUUCCCUUCCUUUCUUCCUGUGUCUUUUCUCUGCUGCUUUGUCCUGUCCUUCUGUGUGGAGUAUUGGUCACUUGCAAGUCAUUUUCUUUAUUUUUAAUUUGUAUAUUCUGUACCUUUGAUUUUUAUUUCCGAUUAUUUUACUUUUGAGUUUGAGUACAAAAUGCAAUAAGUACAAUUAGAUAGCAAAGUCUCAUAAUACUGAAAAUUGCAUAGUUUUAAGAAUUUAUGUAAUCCCAUUGUCUCAGUUCUUUAUAUUCUAAAUAACACAAGAAAGGGAAAAGUAUGCAGUUUUCAGAAAUGUAAGUGUGGAAUAAAAACAAAUAGUUAAAUGAUUGGAGUGAUCAUAUAAUCUAAGAAUAACUACAUAUUGAUAUCAUCAAUGAAAAUGUUUACGUACAUUUUUAGGUAGUUUUGCAUAAGCAUGUAACUUCUUCCAAACUUCUUUUUGGAAUGUACUGUCAGGAAAUACCUCAGUCACCAAUCCCAGUUCACAAGCUUGAGCAGCAGUUAAUUUCUUGUUGAACAAGAGAAUUUCAUUGGCCUAAUGAGAUCAUAAAAAUAACAAAGCAGAGGACUUAUAUUUCCUUAAUAAUAGGUAGCUUCAGCCUGACUAGUCACAAAACAACAAAAAUACCUAUAAUCGAGCCACGUCAUUGCAAUCCAUUUAAUUAGCUCAAAUUUUCAACAUACGUAUAUGAUUUACAAAUUUACAAAAUUUGCAAAUUAGUUUCUAAGCUUCUGCUUACUCCUUAAAACUGUUACUUUAUUUGUAAUUCUUGGGGAAACAUUCAAAAUUAUGAUUUUGUAAUGGAGACUAUGAUUUAUAUAUAAAAAUGUCAAUUAUUAUAAGUUUGGACUUUUAAAUUGACGACAUAUGAGAUUUUCUGUGUGAAGUGUUUAAUGACUUGGGGAUAUUUUUAUAGCCACAGUGAUUUCCUUUAAAAUAGCUUGGGCAGUUAGCUCACAGAAUUAUUAGGUUGAGUAUACAUCAGGGAUGUUCAGGAUCGAGCAAGGUAAACAAUGUGCAUCAAGGUUUCUUUUAGAAAAUUCUGGAUUUAAAAAAAAACUUAAGCUUACCCCUAGCUUGGAUUUUUUAAAAAAAUUUCAGUUUUGGGUAGAUCUGCAGAAGUCCAAGGAUGAAGACUGAUGGACAAAAUAGUGCUCCUGAGAAGGGAGAGAAGAUACAGUAAGGAGUUUAGCGAGAAUUCUCGACCAGAAGUGUUUGGAUAAAACCCUGAAGAAGUUAUUUGAAAUUAAAUGUUGAAAAUCAAGUGUGUGAAAACUCCAAGAAAAGGUUAACGAGCUUUCCCGACUGGGAGUUUUUGAGGUGUUGGAAAAAGUGAUUUUCUUUGGUGUGCGUACUGUAAAGGGGAUGCUUUUUGGUACUGUCAAGGACUGUUUUGGGAUCUAUAAAAGGAAUGUUUUGACAAAAAUGGGAUUAUACUUCUAACCUUUGUUUUAAAAUUUCAAAUUAUUGUGUAUUUUCAAAGGUGUGUUAUAUAUAAAUAGUCUGAUCUAUUUUAUCUUCAUUUCUUUUGCUUAAUAAACUUGACUUUUAUUGUCAACAUCA
Messenger RNA from Stegostoma tigrinum, 7975 nucleotides. Its product is annotated as testis expressed protein 56-like. Lineage: Eukaryota; Metazoa; Chordata; Chondrichthyes; Orectolobiformes; Stegostomatidae. Bases 108 to 791 code for a protein of 227 amino acids. The record is from RefSeq and is a predicted model, not a curated record. The transcript has 4 exons. Gene Ontology annotation, molecular function: nucleic acid binding.